AUAAGAAUUCAGACAACACUUAGUCAUUGCUAUUGCUCCGGCGCAUAAGUCGCUUCUCUGCAUGUGCUCUCUCUCUCUCUCUCCUUCACAAUUGUAUAUAUACACACAAACCCACACAGUUUCAUGUCUCCUUCUUUUUAUAUAUCAUUGAAGCCAUAUCAAUGGGGAACUGCCUGAGACACGACAAUGGCUUUGCUGGAAAAGAAAAGGACGAUCUCGAACCCGAGCUCCCGGUUGAGUUAUUGGAAGAAGGUAAAGGGAGUAGCGGUGAGGAAGGAGGAAGUGAAAGAUCAACACAAAAAGAGUCUAAGGUGGUGAGGAUCAAAGUAGUGGUGACAAAAGGAGAACUUAGACAAAUCUUGGGCCACAAGAAAGGUACCAAUUCCAUUCAACACUUAGCUCACGUUCUUAAAGAUAGUGGCCGAAACAUCUCCAGGGCUUAUGAAGAAGAAGAAGAACAAGGUGAUGAAAAUUGGAGGCCUACGUUAGAAAGUAUUCCUGAGAAUCAUUAUUGAAAUUAAUCAUAUCAAUAUAUUCAACUAAGAGUCCAGUUUUUCUUACCUUUUCCUAGACGGCUGUUUAUUAUGUUGUCUAUGAUUGCUCCUUUUUAACCAAAGUUGUCUCAGGAACAUUGGUUUUCUUUUCCUUUCCUUGUUUUUUCCCCAGGA
Brassica oleracea var. oleracea is the source of this 668-nucleotide messenger RNA. RefSeq lists its product as uncharacterized. Lineage: Eukaryota; Viridiplantae; Streptophyta; Magnoliopsida; Brassicales; Brassicaceae. The coding region runs from base 162 to 515 and encodes 117 amino acids. The record is from RefSeq and is a predicted model, not a curated record. The transcript has a single exon.